Molecule: messenger RNA, 1909 nt
Organism: Paramacrobiotus metropolitanus
Lineage: Eukaryota; Metazoa; Tardigrada; Eutardigrada; Parachela; Macrobiotidae
Exons: 3
Coding region: 690-1622 (310 amino acids)
Molecular function (GO): protein binding
Source: RefSeq, a predicted model, not a curated record
UAUUACAUUAUCCAGUUAUCCGGGAUCGUUUUUGUCGCUGCUGUACUAGUUUGCACUUUACAGUCUUUACUCAGGACACCCUCGAUGGCUGUGUAAACGAGGAUGUUUUCGCCGCAUCCAGUGCUGCAAAUGUGUCAUAUUGUCCAAUUCUGUAUGGAAAACGAAUCUGUUUACAUUACUUUACCAGUUUUCAUCCCAAAGUCAGCUCCCACAAAAUUAGGAACGCCCAAGCUCAAAUCACUUGCACAUCCGGCAUUUGCAUUUGCGGCUGUAAAUGUGUCCAGCAACCAUAAUUCAUUUUCAUAUACCGUACCCGUUGGUACUGCAUGCGUAAAAGUUACGAGUAUUUCCAGGCUGGUGUUCUAUCGAUGCAUCCAUCCGAAAUACCACGGUUGAAUAGUGAACUUUCACUUUUAUGCAUUUGAUUCGGCUACCGUCGGACAAUCAUUCCAGCGCGAAUCUGGUGUGGUUACCGUGUACUGCACUUUUUUAGUCUGUGCGUUGUGGAAUGCUGAAAAGUGAAAUAACUGUGGCCCUGAAUUUGCUUUAUUACGCCCCAAAUUAAUUACGUUUUAUUUUGAAAAACAUGUCAAGUCGCCAUACAUGUAUAUACUACGAAUAGCUUCAUUAUCCUGUGUCCGCUUAUGAGCGCAUAAACUACUGUGUCAACGGGAUUGAAGACUAUCACUAUGGGAUCGCUCUGCAGGAAUCUCAUCGUUUUGUGCAUUCUGACAUCCAUGACCAUCCGACGGUCAUCCGCGGUGAAUCCGGCAAAUUAUUUUCCUGCUCCCACUGGACUGGACGCCGAAGUGUUAAAUAAUCACAGUAUUCGUGUGUUUUGGCGUCCUCGAGAAUAUUACCGGGCUUCAUCAUCGUACCGAAUCACGCUGUAUCCAGAAUAUGCUGACUACAGAAUUACCAAAGACGUCCCGGGAACAUCUGCUUCGGCGGUGUUUGAGCAUCUCAUGCCCGCCGCUGUGUAUAACGUUACCAUACAAAGCGGCCAUAACGAUUACUUUGGUAAAAAAGGUGAAGUUGUAACUGUUAAACUGGAAAAGCCGGAUAAAAUCGAUAGCGCCGGAAGAAAUGUGACCACGCCCGAUGGGCUUUCCUGGCUGGAAAUGUCGGCAUCAACGACCCCGAAAACGGAAGAAAUUGUCAUUGUCAGCUUGAUUGUGGUAUUCUGGAUUUUUGUUAUAUGUGUAUUUACGAGCAAAUGGGCAAAGAUUCGAGUCAUCGAACCGCGUUACUUUGAUUAUAAAUUCCUAUUGAAAUAUGACAAAGCGUUCGCCAUACGAAACCAAGCAAUAUCCGUUGGCGGCGCCAAUGGUCCACGGAAAUCAAUUGCGCCCAGUAUGACUGGGAUACGGAUUACAGCGGCCCGGCACAGCAUAGCAGUGCCAUCCAUGCGGAUGUACAAUGCCGGUCGCGGAAGUGUAAUGUGUGGCAGUGCGGCCGCCGACUCCUACAGCAAUCUGGACCUGUCCAUGCUGCAACCUUCGCGACCGUUCCUGCUGCCGCUGCGCUUACAACAGCACCGGCAUUCGCACGAUGUCAGAAUGGAAUUUCAUCCUCCACAGCAACAUGAUAACGACUGUUCCGAAACACCAACCAGCGUGUAGCGCGAUUCAGAAACGAUAAUGUUUAAUACUACUUCCCGGUUGAUGUUUUUCAAAUACUCCCAAUAGGACAGUAUUAGCAAGUUUUACAUAUUUGUUUUUUUGAACCCCUAGCGUUCUGACUUCUGAGUUUCCUUCUAGCAUUCCCGGUUGUGGUUGUUUUGCAGUGAUUUUCGUUAUGGUAUAUUGUAAUGGUUAUUAAUUGGUUUUAUUAGAUUCUACUUGCUAUUCUUAUAUAAAUUAUUAAUUUUAUUAUCCGUAGAACUGGGCACGGGGUAAUGCGGCGUCAA